This is a messenger RNA of Crotalus tigris (Tiger rattlesnake), 2398 nucleotides long. It is a transcript of the gene CSPG5, whose product is annotated as chondroitin sulfate proteoglycan 5. NCBI's taxonomy places the organism in Eukaryota, Metazoa, Chordata, Lepidosauria, Squamata, Viperidae. The transcript has 5 exons. The record is from RefSeq and is a predicted model, not a curated record. Gene Ontology annotation, biological process: nervous system development. Bases 22 to 1878 code for a protein of 618 amino acids.
CUUUCAGCCUUCCCCAUCCAGAUGCCCUGGCACUACAACUCCCAGCGUCCUCAGCCAGCAGGGCUGUCAGGAGAUGCUGCAGCCUCCGAGCCCCGUCCGAGUUUCCCGGGGGACCCCAGGUUCGGGGGGCCCCUCUGGAGGAGCAGCCAAGGCACCCCUCUGCCCAGCAGCCAGGCCGCCACGAAAGCGCGUACGGCAGCCCACAGGGACACCCCCGCCCCGGAGGGCAACGUCUCCACGGGAGGACCGUCCCAGCUGGUGCCUCCCACCCGUGGCCGCCCACCCGCCGGCGAAGAGCAAAGCGGGCCGGUUCUCUCCCGGCGGACGGCCCGGGAGGUGGCGUGGAGGGAUUCGCACCCGGAGCCCGGCAGCGACGCCGCCUCAGCUGCCCCACGCGUGGCACCCCCUAGCCGGGCGGAGGACGGCGCCUGGCGGCUGUUCGACCGUGGCAAAGGCGGGCCGGGCAGCCAGGAAGAGGCGGGCAGCGGAGACCCCCACGCCAAGACGCCCCCCAGCCCCGGCUGGGCCACGGCGGCGCUGCCCCCGCGGGGUGUCGACCCCCAGAAUCGCCCGCUCGCCCGCCACGAGGGCGACCUGCUCCUCGACCCCACGCGAUCCACCAGCGUGGCCGAGAGGCCGCACGUCCCGCAGCAGGGCGACGCGUGGGGGGUUCUCUCCAGCCGUCCGACCGUGCGACUCCCAGAGACGGAGGAUCCCGGAUCCGUGGCACCCCCGGUCUUGAAGCCCACGCCGACCCCGAAGCCCUCCGCCGAUCCGCCGGCCUCGGAGAUCGUCGACGUCGAUUACUACGACCUCUUCGACGGCGGCGCCCGAAGGGGGGCCGGCGUGGACUCCACCAAGCCGAAGAGCCCCGUGGACCAGGGGGUCUCGUGGCCGUUCCGCGACCUUUACGACGAAUUCAGCCCCUUUGACGAGUCGGAUUUCUACCCCACGACCUCCUUCUACACCGACGGCGACGAGGAAGAGGAGCCGGAGGAGGAAGAGGAGGAAGAGGAGGAUGAGGAAGAAGAGGAGGAAGGCGGGCCGGCUGGCGUCGCGGAGGACGAGAAGACGGCAGCCCGGGCCCCCACGCCCCCGCCGCCCCCACCCCACCAAAUCCACCGCGUGGAGCCCACCGCCCGCCGCUUCCUCCUCCCUCCGCCGCAGACUUUCGUCGUCUCGGGGGGCGUCGGGCGGGCCACGCGCGGGCCGGCUUCGGCGGACGCCUUCGUCCCGGAGAACAGCACGGAGUGCCGCCAGGGCUACGCCCGUCACAACCACACCUGCAAGUCGGUCUGCGACACCUUCCCGAGCUACUGCCACAACGGGGGGCAGUGUUACCUGGUGGAGAGCCUGGGCGCCUUCUGCAGGUGCAACACCCAGGACUACAUCUGGCACAAGGGUCUCAGGUGCGAGUCCAUCGUGACCGACUUCCAGGUGAUGUGCGUGGCGGUGGGGUCGGCCGCCCUGGUGGUCCUGCUCCUCUUCAUGAUGACCGUGGUCUUCGCCAAGAAGCUCUACCUGCUCAAGACGGAGAACCUGAAGCUGCGGAAGAGCAAAUACCGAACCCCUUCGGAGCUACACAACGACAACUUCUCCCUCUCCACCAUUGCCGAGGGAUCGCACCCAAAUGUAAGGAAAUUUUGCGACACCCCGUGUAAGCACUCCCCCCACGCCCGUGCAUUGGCUUACUAUGAUAACAUUAUAUGUCAGGAUGACCCCGGUGCCCCCCACAAGCUGCCGGACCCCUUGAAAUCCUGCUUGAAAGACGAGGAAGCCUUUAACAUUCAAAAUUCCACCUCGCCCAAGCUGGAUAACCGGAAAACGGUCAAUCCGGACGAUCCGGACGCGAACUGUUUGCAGAACAACUUGACUUGAAGAUCGGAGGGGCCCGAGCCGGAGAAGAAGACGCCACGGGGCGACGGGCGGGGCGGGGGCGUUUGGGAAAUAAAGGGAAGAACGAGCGAAAUGAAAAGAUUGCACGAAAGCCAUGUCCUGUCCUCCCGAGCGCCAUUUUUAAUCUUUUUUUUUUCGAUUGGGGGGGGCGGGGGUCUUCGUUAGGUUUUGUUGGUUUUUCUUCCCCCCCCCCUCCUCAUCGCAUGCUUUGAUGUAUUCGGUACGGAAUAAAGGAAAGGAAAGGUCAAUAAAGAAAAACACGGCUCGGAGACACACAAUUGUGACGGCGUCCCGCCUCCCUCCCUCCCUCCCUAAUGAGUGGUGUGCGUUGAUUUUUGGGGUCUGUUCCCUGUUGUAUAUAUGGCCUUUCCCCCACGCCCCCUCCCACCGCAGUGGUUUCUAACACUUUGCCGCGAUUCGUCUCGUCUUUCGGUUUCGUUUUUCUAAUUUGUACUUCACCUGGUCUUUUUUUCGGGGGGGGGGGGAGAAACCGGUUUUAAAA